This is a messenger RNA of Chondrus crispus (carragheen), 1851 nucleotides long. RefSeq lists its product as hypothetical. Gene Ontology annotation, molecular function: DNA binding. The transcript has 3 exons. Lineage: Eukaryota; Rhodophyta; Florideophyceae; Gigartinales; Gigartinaceae. The coding region runs from base 1 to 1851 and encodes 616 amino acids. Gene Ontology annotation, biological process: DNA recombination; DNA integration. The record is from RefSeq and is a predicted model, not a curated record.
AUGGACGAAGACGGGGAAGGGCCACGGUCCGGGGUAGCCACGAUCCGCUGGUUGCGUUCAGAGUUUGUGGCCGCGGCGCGCAAGCAGGCGCGACCGGGCACUGCUCGAUUGUUGGCGAUCGAUGUCAGCCAGAUUCCGACGAUCCCUGCCAAGCUGCCGGAUGUGGAUGCACGCGUGGCGAGAGAUGAUUUUGAAGACGUGAGUGGCUCGGGGGUGCUGCGGGCCUAUGAGCAGUCUCACCUCGCGCGGCCAGGCGACAAACUCAAUCGGCGUGUCCGCUUGAUGGAUAAACAACUUCAGGCGCUGACCUGGUUGGAGCAACUCAUCGCGCAGCGCCCGCAACCGGGCGACGGGUGUGGGGCAUGGUUCAGCGAUCGGCUCGAUCGCCAACUGGGCGCGGCAGGCAUCUUCACCCUGGCGCAACUGGCCGAACACAUCAACGGCCUGGGUCGGCACUGGUAUCGCUCGAUUAAGAGCAUCGGGCCAACGAAAGCAAAAAGGAUUGAGGCGUGGCUACGCGAGCACGGCACCGAAUUGCGUUUGACCCUGGGUCAACACGUGACGGUGGCGCGAUCCCCCCUGCGCCCGUUAGAAAAGUUUAUCGUGCCGGUUGAGCUGGAUGGCAGCCAGGGCGCGUAUCGGCAACCCCAGUCGCGAUGCCUGAUGCGGGCGCGCAAUGAUUACGAUGCGAUCCUGGCCUGGUUGCAAGCCAAGCCGGCGAUGUCGCCCGAAGCCCAAGAAGCAAAACGCCGUCGGCGGGGUAGGGCGGCGCCGGCCACCCAAGCUGCUCAAGUGGGCGGAUUCGUGGCGCCGGACGCUUGGUUGUCGAUGCUGUCACACACCCAACGCGCCUACCGGAAGGAGGCCGAGCGGUUCUUGCUCUGGGCGAUUCUGGAGCGGGGCAAGCCGCUGUCCUCGAUGACGACGGAGGACUGCACCGCGUACCGGGAUUUCCUGGCAAACCCACCCCUUGACUGGUGCGGCCCGAGAGGGCGGGAACGAUGGUCGCCGCUGUGGCGACCUUUUGAAGGCCCGCUGUCGGUGAGUGCCAGGCGCCACGCCACCACCAUCCUGAAAAACCUCUACGGUUUUCUGACGGCGCAGAACUACCUGAUGGGUAACCCGUGGUCGGGCGUGGCGAUGCCGCGUGCCAAUGGGCGCCGGUUGGAUACCUCACGCAGUUUUACUGAAACUCAGUGGCUGUUCAUCCUCAAGCAGUUUGAGGAUUGGGACCAAGCACGCCCAAUUGGAGUCGAGCAACCGGAGAGUGAGUUGCGGCUGCUCUUUAUCCUCAAUUUUUUGUAUACGACCGGGUUGCGACUAAGCGAAGCGGUGCACGCGCGGGUGAGUGAUCUCCGCUGGGUGGAGUAUCCGCCUGGCCAGGGACAGCACAAACCGACCGAGGGUUGGGAGCUCACGGUCGAUGGGAAGGGCGGCAAGCUGCGCGAGGUAAUUGUGCCCACGGCCAUCGUUGAACUCUUGAAGCUUUACCUAAAAAGGCGGGGGCUGGGCAGUGACCCUGGUGAAGCAGCCCGCCGUUUAUUGGGGCAGGGUGCAAACCCCGACCCCACGGCGGGGCUAGCCGAGUCCACACUGUACUCACUGCUGAAGCAUUUCUUUAAGCACUGCGCGGGUAAGUUGAUCGUUUCAGAUGCAAAAGAAGCAGAGCGUUUUCGGCGCGCCAGUACCCACUGGCUUCGGCACGCCCACGCCAGUCAUGGGAUCGCAAAAGGGGUUCCGUUGGAAGUGAUGCAGGCCAAUCUUGGCCAUGCUUCGCUGGCGACAACAACGGUGUAUGUGACGACUGAAAAGGCGCGCCGUAUGCGGGCGAUGCAACGGGCUUGGCGGUAA